This is a messenger RNA of Tupaia belangeri chinensis (Chinese tree shrew), 4914 nucleotides long. RefSeq names its product dispatched RND transporter family member 1 (gene DISP1). Gene Ontology annotation, biological process: smoothened signaling pathway. The coding region runs from base 290 to 4891 and encodes 1533 amino acids. The record is from RefSeq and is a predicted model, not a curated record. NCBI's taxonomy places the organism in Eukaryota, Metazoa, Chordata, Mammalia, Scandentia, Tupaiidae. The transcript has 9 exons. Gene Ontology annotation, molecular function: peptide transmembrane transporter activity. Gene Ontology annotation, cellular component: membrane.
CCCGGUGAACGCCGACCGCACCAGGCGGAAGCUGGGCUCUGGGCCAGGAUCCGAGAGCUCGGACUGGAGAUUUCUGAGAGAGCAGACACCAUCUUAUUCCUGUUGAAUUAUAUGUCAUAACUCAAAAGGCACAUAUCAGCUGUCUGAAGCGACUUCAUUCAAAAGGUACUUAGGGAAGAAGUUCUCUGAGGAGGUGACUUUCAGAUGAGAUCGGAAAAAGAAGGACCCUGCCAAGUGAAGAUCAAGAAAGAGACUCCAGGGACCUAAAGAAGGGUCAAGAAAUUGGAGCAUGGCUAUGAGCAAUGGAAACAGCGAUUUUGUGGUUCUGAGCAAUGGCAGCAUCACAACCAGUGCUACCAACCCUAGUCCCCUCACCCCCUGUGAUGGAGACCUUGCAGCCCAGCAGCUCACACCCAAAGAAGCCGCAAGAACAAAAGUGAGUCCAAAUGGAUGCCUGCAGCUGAAUGGCACAGUUAAAUCAUCCUUUCUGCCUUUAGACAACCAAAGAACGGCUCAGAUGUUACCCCAGUGCUGCCAUCCUUGCCCAUACCAUCACCCUUUGACUAGCCAUAGCAGUCACCAAGAGUGCCAUCCUGAGGCUGGCCCUGCAGCACCCUCUGCUUUGGCCUCGUGUUGCAUGCAGCCACACUCAGAGUAUUCUGCAUCUCUUUGUCCAAACCAUUCACCUGUGUAUCAGACUGCGUGCUGUCUUCAGCCCUCUCCAUCCUUCUGCCUGCAUCAUCCGUGGCCUGACCAUUUUCAGCAUCAGCCUGUUCAACAGCACAUAGCCAACAUAAGACCAUCCAGACCUUUCAAGUUACCAAAAAGUUAUGCAGCCCUGAUCGCCGACUGGCCGGUUGUGGUCCUGGGGAUGUGCACUGUGUUCAUUGUGGUCUGUGCCUUGGUUGGAGUGUUAGUGCCAGAGCUUCCUGACUUCUCCGACCCAUUGCUGGGUUUUGAACCAAGAGGGACUGCAAUAGGCCAGAGACUGGUCACGUGGAAUAACAUGGUGAAAAAUACAGGCUACAAAGCAACAUUAGCAAAUUAUCCUUUCAAAUAUGCAGAUGAACAAGCCAAAAGCCACCGGGAUGAUAGAUGGUCAGAUGAUCAUUAUGAAAGAGAGAAAAGAGAAGUUGACUGGAACUUCCACAAAGACAGCUUUUUCUGCGAUGUUCCAAGUGACCGAUAUUCCAGAGUAGUAUUUACUUCAGCUGGAGGGGAGACAUUAUGGAAUUUACCUGCAAUUAAAUCAAUGUGCAAUGUAGAUAAUUCCAGGAUCAGAUCUCAUCCCCAGUUUGGCGAUCUCUGCCAGAGGACCACCGCUGCUUCCUGUUGUCCCAGCUGGACACUGGGAAACUAUAUUGCCAUUCUGAAUAAUAGAUCAUCCUGCCAGAAGAUCGUUGAGCGAGAUGUUUCUCAUACCUUGAAGCUGCUUCGGACCUGUGCCAAACACUACCAGAAUGGCACCCUGGGGCCAGACUGCUGGGACAUGGCAGCCAGAAGAAAGGAUCAGCUGAAGUGCACCAACGUGCCACGCAAGUGUACCAAGUACAACGCCGUCUACCAGAUCCUCCACUACUUGGUGGACAAAGACUUCAUGACCCCAAAGACAGCUGACUAUGCCGUGCCGGCGUUAAAAUACAGCAUGCUCUUCUCUCCCACAGAGAAAGGGGAGAGCAUGAUGAACAUUUACUUGGACAACUUUGAGAACUGGAAUUCCUCUGACGGCGUGACUACCAUCACCGGGAUUGAAUUUGGUAUCAAACAUAGUUUAUUUCAAGAUUAUCUUCUAAUGGAUACCGUGUAUCCUGCCAUAGCCAUUGUGAUUGUCCUUUUAGUCAUGUGUGUCUAUACCAAGUCCAUGUUUAUCACUCUGAUGACGAUGUUCGCCAUAAUCAGUUCCUUGAUUGUCUCCUAUUUUCUUUAUCGUGUAGUAUUUAACUUUGAGUUUUUUCCUUUCAUGAACCUCACGGCACUCAUUAUUUUGGUCGGAAUUGGAGCAGAUGAUGCUUUUGUCCUGUGUGAUGUUUGGAACUACACAAAAUUUGACAAGCCUCAGGCCGAAACCACGGAAACAGUAAGCAUCACUUUGCAACAUGCCGCCCUCUCCAUGUUCGUGACCAGUUUCACCACUGCUGCUGCCUUCUACGCUAACUACGUGAGCAACAUUACAGCAAUCCGAUGCUUCGGGGUUUAUGCGGGGACAGCUAUACUGGUCAACUAUGUUUUGAUGGUCACCUGGCUCCCAGCAGUUGUUGUACUGCAUGAGCGCUAUCUUCUCAAUAUAUUCAGUUGCUUCAAAAAGCCCCAGCAGCAAAUAUACGAUAACAAAAACUGCUGGACAGUGGCUUGCCAGAAGUGCCACAAAAUACUUUUUGCCAUUUCAGAAGCGUCUCGCAUUUUUUUUGAAAAAGUAUUGCCAUGCAUUGUCAUCAAGUUCCGCUACCUUUGGCUGUUCUGGUUCCUUGCCUUAACUGUAGGUGGGGCCUACAUUGUGUGUAUAAAUCCAAAGAUGAAACUGCCCUCCCUGGAGUUAUCUGAGUUCCAAGUGUUCAGGUCAUCUCACCCGUUUGAACGUUACGAUGCUGAGUACAAAAAGCUUUUCAUGUUUGAACGUGUUCACCAUGGAGAGGAGCUGCACAUGCCCAUCACAGUCAUCUGGGGCGUGUCCCCAGAAGACAACGGCAACCCACUGAAUCCCAAGAGUAAAGGGAAGUUGACACUAGAUAGCAGUUUUAACAUUGCGAGCCCGGCUUCCCAGGCCUGGAUUUUGCACUUUUGUCAAAAACUGAGGAACCAAACGUUCUUUUACCAGACUGAUGAGCAGGACUUUACCAGCUGCUUCAUUGAGACAUUCAAACAGUGGAUGGAAAACCAGGACUGUGAUGAGCCUGCCCUGUACCCAUGCUGCAGCCACUGGAGCUUCCCCUAUAAGCAAGAGAUUUUUGAACUAUGCAUCAAGAGAGCUAUUAUGGAGCUGGAGAGGAGCACAGGGUACCAUCUAGAUAGCAAAACUCCAGGGCCAAGGUUUGAUAUCAACGAUACCAUCCGGGCGGUAGUGCUAGAAUUCCAAAGUACCUACCUCUUCACACUGGCUUAUGAAAAGAUGCAUCAGUUUUAUAAAGAGGUGGACUCGUGGAUUUCCAACGAGCUGAGUUCUGCACCUGAGGGCCUCAGCAACGGCUGGUUUGUGAGCAACCUGGAGUUCUAUGACCUCCAAGAUAGCCUCUCCGAUGGCACCCUCAUUGCUAUGGGGCUCUCCGUGGCUGUCGCCUUCAGCGUGAUGCUGCUGACAACCUGGAACGUCAUCAUAAGCCUGUAUGCCAUCAUUUCAAUAGCCGGAACAAUAUUUGUCACCGUUGGUUCUCUUGUCCUGCUGGGCUGGGAGCUAAAUGUCUUGGAGUCUGUCACGAUUUCGGUCGCAGUUGGCUUGUCCGUGGACUUUGCCGUCCAUUAUGGGGUCGCCUACCGCUUGGCUCCAGAUCCCGACCGAGAAGGCAAGGUGAUCUUCUCUCUGAGUCGCAUGGGCUCUGCGAUGGCCAUGGCCGCUCUGACCACUUUUGUGGCUGGGGCCAUGAUGAUGCCCUCCACAGUUCUCGCAUACACCCAGCUGGGCACCUUCAUGAUGCUCAUCAUGUGUGUCAGUUGGGCUUUUGCCACCUUCUUCUUCCAGUGCAUGUGUCGGUGCCUUGGACCGCAGGGUACCUGUGGUCAGAUUCCUUUACCUAAAAAACUACAGUGCAGUGCCUUUUCCCAUGCCUCGUCUACAAGUCCUGGUGACAAGGGACAAAGCAAAACACACCCAGUGAAUGCUUAUCAUUUAGAUCCCAGGGGCCAAAAAUCUGAACUGGAGCACGAAUUUUAUGAGUUAGAACCUCUGGCAUCCCACAGCCAUCCUGCCUCUGAGAAGGCCACUUAUGAAGAGACCCACAUCUGUUCUGAAUUUUUCAACAGCCAAGCAAAGAAUGUAGGGAUGCCUGUGCACACAGCUCACAACAGCGAGCUCACCAAGAGCAGCAGAAAUGAAGCUAGCUCUGCCUUGCUUCAGCCCUCUCUUGAACAGCAUACCAUGUGCCACUUCUUCUCUCUGAAUCAGAGAUGUAGCUGCCCAAAUGCCUACCAGCAUUUGAAAUACGGCCCACACUCCUGCCAGCAGCUGGGUGACUGCUUGUGCCACCAAUGUGCUCCUACUGCCAGCAGCUUUGUCCAGAUCCAAAAUGGGAUGGCUCCUCUGAAUGCUGCACACCCAGCCACUGAGAGCUUCAUGCAUCCCAUUCCGCACAUCCACCACUGUUCUUGCCUUCAGGGUAGGAUGAAGCCACCUGGAGUACAGAAUUCUCUGCCUCAGAAUUUUUUCCUCCACCCAGUGCAGCACAUUCAAGUCCAAGAAAAAAUUGGUAAGACCAGUGUACACAGUCAUCAGAGCCAAGAAGAGCAUCUUCCAAAGAUGGCAGAGCCAUCAUCAUUUGCCUGCAGAAGCACCGGGUCCUUACUAAAAGCGUGUUGCGAUCCUGAGACUGACCACAGGGAACUCUGUACACAUAGAGACGCUGGAAACGUGGAGGGCAGUGAAGGGACAGAAAGCAAGGUCUCUAGGUCACUGACUCCGAUCAGCAAGGCAGAGCAGAAAGGGGAGCCAAGCCUGGCACAGACUGAUGUAAUCAUGAACUCAGAGCGUUUAAAUCAGAGUGAACCAAAAUUUAUAUUUAACCAUUUCAUGGGGGAGGCUGGCUACAGGUCCUGCCCAAACAAUCCACAAAGUUGUGGCAGAAUUGUGAGAGUGAAGUGCAAUUCUGUGGACUGUCAAAUGCCAAACAUUAAAGCCAAUGUGCCUGCUGUAUUAACACACUCAGAACUUUCUGGUGAAAGUUUGUUGAUAAAAACACUAUAAUAAAUAUAACAUUAAAUUCAGAA